This is a messenger RNA of Symbiodinium sp. CCMP2592, 726 nucleotides long. The record is from the annotation of a GenBank genome assembly. NCBI's taxonomy places the organism in Eukaryota, Dinophyceae, Suessiales, Symbiodiniaceae.
AUGGAUGCAGCGCAGAUCUUGGUGGAGACGCUUGGCAGCGACCCGGCAGGCACUACCACCCGAGAGAAGGUGCUCAGAGCACUGCUCAAUCGAUACUUGCUUGAGGAUGCCUUUCGGAUGGGCAUGGUGGAUACUCGCCAGAUGAUAGAGCUCAUGGCUCUUCCUGGCGUGGUGGUCCCCGGCCGCGUGGCAACGCAGGUCCCUGAGGCUGAGGCCAGCGGAGAUGAGGCCGGGGAGGCCAGUGGGGAAGAAGACUCGGAUGACUAUGGGCAGCCGCGUGGCCGCCACCUUGGUCAGGAGAUCCUCAUGGGGAUGAGAGCCUGCGGCUUCCUCAAUGAGGAAGAGCUGCACAGCUUCGCCGCAAGCAUGCAGAUCGAUCUUCCAGGACCGGACGAGACUACGGACGCAGACGAGGAGGCGCCUCCGAAGCUGCGUCGCGCGGGGCGGAGGCGAAGGAAGAAGCGGAGGAGACCGGCAGACGACGGUGCGGAAGGACAGGAAGCCGCACAAGACAAUGGCUUGGGAGUCGAUCAGGAGGCCGCUCCCGCCGUUGACCCGCCGCGGCCGAAACGAAAGAAACGGCGGCGGAGGAAACUUCCGCCGCCAGACAUCCCUGUCGAGACAGGUGAAGGCGAAGCAGCAGAGCUGGCAGACGAGGACGACUCGAAAGCCGAGCUUGCGAAAGCCAGCGAGAUGCUUGCGCAGGAGGAGCUUUUCUGGCGCUGA